Molecule: messenger RNA, 2097 nt
Organism: Neocloeon triangulifer
Lineage: Eukaryota; Metazoa; Arthropoda; Insecta; Ephemeroptera; Baetidae
Product: protein phosphatase 1D-like
Exons: 7
Coding region: 134-1573 (479 amino acids)
Biological process (GO): protein dephosphorylation
Cellular component (GO): cytosol; nucleus
Molecular function (GO): protein serine/threonine phosphatase activity; mitogen-activated protein kinase binding; cation binding
Source: RefSeq, a predicted model, not a curated record
GCAAAGGAGGGAACUGGAGGUCGGUCGAAAAGUGUCAUGGCGUCAUUGCUGUGUUGUCUCUCAAGUGGACUUUGUUUUUGUCUGCAAUUUCAGUGAUUUCUGACGCAUUUGGUGACUUAGAAAAGUUUCAAGAAUGUCGCCUAGCAUCGGCGUGAACCUUCGGGUAACUGGUCACAGCCACCAAGGCGGCCGAAAGUACAUGGAAGACAUUUUUUCCGUGGCCUACCAGUCAACGGCUGACGAGAAGGACCUCGAGUACGCCUUCUUUGGCAUCUUCGACGGCCACGGUGGUCGUGAGGCGGCCCAGUAUGCCAAGGACCACUUGAUGGACUUGAUUGUGAAACAAAAAAACUUUUGGUCGGACCGCGAUGAAGACGUCCUGCGUGCCAUCACUGACGGCUUUGUUGCCACCCACAACGCUAUGUGGAGCGUAGUUGAAACGUGGCCCAAAACGUCAAGUGGGCUGCCAAGUACGUCUGGAACGACAGCCAGUGUCGCCUUCAUCAGAAGGGGUCGCAUCUAUAUAGGUCAUGUUGGUGACUCGGGAAUUGUUCUCGGCUGUUCUGAUGAUCGGGAAGAAGAGUGGAAGGCAAUGCCUUUGACAAACGACCACAAGCCUGAAUGUGAAAAGGAGUCAAGAAGAAUUCACGAUGCUGGAGGCAAAGUUGUGAAUAAAAUGGGAGUACCUCGAGUGGUAUGGAAUCGGCCGAAGCCUGGGCACAAAGGUCCCAUUCGCCGCUCAACACCCUUUGACGAGGUUCCUUUCCUGGCCGUUGCACGCGCCCUUGGUGAUCUCUGGAGUCACAACCAGGAGCAGGACUCAUUUGUGGUUUCACCUGUGCCUGAUGUGCAUGUCCUGGCAGCUGAUGCCAGCAAGCACCGUUGCCUGGUCCUCGGCACUGAUGGUCUCUGGAACGUAAUGACGCCUCAACAAGCUGUGCAGAUUGUCCAGCAAACUGAACGUUUCAACGAGUCUUGCUACGAAGAGUCGCAGGAAUCUUGGAUAAAUCCUUCUCACUGCUUGGUCGAGAGAGCCUUGCAGCAGUGGGCAAAUUUGAGAAUGAGGGCGGAUAACACAAGCGUUGUUACUUUGAUGCUCGAUCCACCUGGCCCUCCUAGAUUUCAGGUGAGACAGCAAAAAGGCAGAUUGGCAACAACGAGUCCAGCCCACAGGAGGGACAGAAACACUCUGAUGGAAGACCCAGAGGAAAGUGCUGAGGACCUGGACGUCUUGCAAGACAGCCCUUUAGAUUCCCCACCUCUAACUCCAGAGGCUGCUCCUCCAAAUCAGGAGUCUGCAGUUCUCACAAACACAACGGUGCCCCUUCUGAAUUCGAAGGAACCCCUUCCUAGCAAAACUGUCCGGGGUGCUGUCUUGCCUGAGGACGGCAAAGCCAAAAAGCGUCACCUCCAUCCAGCUGAUUCAGUUCCUGCUAAAAGGAGGCUAGGCCUUGGUGAGAACAGAGGGCGGCCGGAAAAAGGUACAAAGUCGCUGCCACUAGUGCAGAGAGAGCUUCGCUCCAGCAGUGUGCCCCUGAGGAAGAGAUUACGACCGUCGAUAGCAGUCAAAUGACAACUCUCGCUCGGAGCAAGAGCGUAUGGUCUGUGAUACAUCACGUGCCUCAUCGCCUGUGUUGUCUGUUUGUUGCAGACCACCAUUUGUUGCUAUUUACUACAACUCACUUGCAUCUCUUUCUCUCUCCUCACUCAAUAUAGAAAGUAAAACUCAAGAGUACCUCCGACCGUAUUAGAUGUUAUUUGUAAAUUAUUUAUAUCACUACGAACAGUUUUUUGGCACACAAACUAUUUACUAAUGUAAAAUUGAAAUGUAUUGCUGCCCCAGCUACUGGGGUGCCAAUUAAAAUGUCUCAGCCGCUUCCUAUGUUACAGUUUGCAUGGGAGGUCGGCUUUUAAUUUAUUGUUUGAAGACGACAUGACAAUAUAGUUCAUAGGUUUAUGAAUAUUUUUUGUUACCAAUUCGUGGUAAUGCGUCUGUUGUGCAAAGUGGGAUGGGAGACAUCCCAAAUAACAAAAAUGUCGUAUUUUUAUAUUAAACUAAUAAAGAAAAUGCAAGAUUUGAAUCCGUAUUUGUAAAAA